CGGAACCGCGGCGGCUUCGACUGGAGGCGCCGGGCCUCGGCCGCGGCGCGGAGGCCGGGACUAAGAUCCAGGCUCGCGCGCGUCCUGCUCGUCGACAAGGUGGACUACCUCCAGUGGAUCGGCACCGCCGCGGCCUUCUUCUUCGUCACCAUCCUCGUCGUCGCCUUCCUCCCCGGAUCGCUCGUCCUCGACAUCCCCGCCAUGCCGCUCCCCUCCAGGCGCGCCAGCGCUGGCGCGGGCAGGACCCACCCCUUGCCGCCUCCCGGGCUGGACAGCGGCGAGGGCCUCGCGUUCGAGCCGACCAGGCUGCGGGAGAGGUGGGCGAGGGAGCGGAGGGAGGAGGCCGAGAGCCUGGCGGACCUCGGGAUGCCCGUGAAGAGGGCCGGGGCACGGAAGCCGCGCCUCGCGUUGGAUGAAAAACUUCAAAAAUUGUUGGGUCAUUUCCAGAAGGACUAUGAAGGUGGAGUAUGUGCUGAGAACUCGGGGUCACAAAUGGGAGGUUAUGGUUCAUUCUUGUACCCCCAGCGUUCUCUGUCUGUUAUAUCUCAAUCUAGAAGUCCUGCAGUUCCUCCAAACCAUGGCAAUGCCUCUAGAUCACCUUAUGUUCCAGUGGAGAGUGCACGGAAGAGUCAUUUUGUCAAGACUGAAUUAGAUAGCAGGGGAAAAGAUGAUUAUUGUCGAAGAACAUCGAAUGGGAUCAAUGGUAAUCCUCAUCAACAGAUUUUGAACAGAGCAGUCAAUGGUCCCGAGCAAAAGGCACCUAAAAUACGUAUCAAGGUGAACAGCAGUAGAAGUUUGGCAAGAAAUACUGCUGCUGUCUACAGAUGGUCCGGGCCUCGACAUUUCUCCUUCAUCCUCUAUGGAUGA
Molecule: messenger RNA, 867 nt
Organism: Lolium rigidum
Lineage: Eukaryota; Viridiplantae; Streptophyta; Magnoliopsida; Poales; Poaceae
Exons: 4
Source: RefSeq, a predicted model, not a curated record